This is a messenger RNA of Coniophora puteana RWD-64-598 SS2, 2305 nucleotides long. RefSeq lists its product as uncharacterized. Lineage: Eukaryota; Fungi; Basidiomycota; Agaricomycetes; Boletales; Coniophoraceae. Gene Ontology annotation, molecular function: purine nucleobase transmembrane transporter activity. Gene Ontology annotation, cellular component: plasma membrane. The coding region runs from base 133 to 1869 and encodes 578 amino acids. Gene Ontology annotation, biological process: transmembrane transport. The record is from RefSeq and is a predicted model, not a curated record. The transcript is spliced from 16 exons.
CGUCCUUCUAGGCCGGGACACGUCUCGCGUCCAGGACAACCACAUUCGUUUCAAUCUCAAACACAUCUAAAUACACAAACCUUUUUUCUUUUCUCCUUCUCCUGCCGCUCUUUCUUCCCUUUCUCUGUCGAUAUGCUCACUUUUGCAGAUCGCCUUAACGCUCAGGUCGCGGCCUCGCCUUUUGGCUGGUGGUUCCGCCUUGAAGGAUCUGGGCACCCUCGGGAACGCGAGGGGUCGCGCUUCAUGACCGACGUUCGAGCCGGCAUUACGACAUGGGCUGCUAUGGCGUACAUUAUUUCGGUCAAUGCGUCCAUCGUCUCCGACACUGGAGGAACCUGCGUCUGCAGUGACUCCACCGGUGCUACUUGCGGCUCGGACGACGUGUACAUGGCCUGCGUCCAGGACGUCAAGCGCGACCUUAUCACCAGUACCGCUGCCAUGUCCGCGCUCGCCUCCUUCCUCAUGGGAGCGUUGGCCAACCUGCCCGUCGGUAUGGCACCUGGCAUGGGACUGAACGCCUAUUUCACAUACUCAGUCGUCGGCAAAUACGGCAGCGGUUUCAUCAGCUAUCGUGAGGCCCUCGCUGCCGUUUUCUUGGAAGGGUGGAUCUUCUUCAUCCUCUCUCUUCUCGGCCUCCGCCAAUGGCUCGCGCGCAUCAUGCCCCAGUCGCUCGUCCUUGCUGUCGGCUCUGGUAUCGGCCUCUACAUUGCUUUCAUUGGAUUGGCGUCCGGUGGCUUGAACGUGAUUGGUGGCGACACCACUAACCUGCUCGGGCUCGGAGGGUGUAACGAAGACGACUGGAUUAAUGUUGGUGGGACGCCGCUUGCUUACUUCUGCGGUACCCAGGUUAUGCGCAACCCGGCGACUUGGCUGGGUAUCUUUACUGGAGGCAUUCUCACUGUCCUCCUGAUGAUAUACCGCAUCAAGGGUUCGCUGCUUAUUGGUAUCUUCGUCACCUCGAUUAUCUCGUGGCCGCGUAACAGCGCCGUGACGUACUUCCCGCACAACGAGUCUGGCGACGCGUUGUUCGAGUUCUUCAAGCAGGUCGUUACUUGGCGGCCCAUUGAACGGAUUGGGAAUGCGCUCGACUACAACUACGGCAGCGGCAAGCUGUGGUAUGCUCUCAUUACGUUCCUCUACGUCGAUAUCCUCGAUACAACCGGAACGCUGUACUCCAUGGCCAAGUUCGCGGGCCUGCGCGACCCGGUGACGCUCGACUUCGAGAACUCGACGAUCGCGUACUGCGUCGAUGCGUUCUCGAUCAGCAUGGGCGCGCUCGUGGGCACGAGCCCGGUGACCGCGUUCGUGGAGAGCGCGACGGGCAUCGCGGAGGGCGGCAAGACAGGCAUCACUGCGAUGACGACGGGGAUUCUGUUCUUUAUCUCGAUCUUCUUCGCGCCGAUCUUUGCGUCGAUUCCGCCGUGGGCGACUGGGGGGGCGUUGGUUAUUGUUGGGUCGUUGAUGAUUCGCAAUGUGCGCGAUAUCAACUGGGAUUAUGUUGGGGAUGCUGUUCCUGCGUUCUUGACUAUCCUGUUCAUCCCGUUGUCGUACAACAUCGCCUACGGCGUCAUCGUCGGCGUGUUCACGUACGUGAUCAUCAACGGCUUCGUCUUCAUCAUGCGCAAGAUCAGCCGAGACCGCAUCUCGCCGCCCAACUACGACGCCUCGGAGCCCUGGGUCAUUCCCCCUGGCGGCAUCAUUCCUGGUUGGCUCAAAUACCUCAUCAACCGAUCCAAGCCCGCUCAGCUUGAGGACACGGCGUCGGAGUAUCCGUUUGAGAUCCGCCAUCAUGGGCGUAACUUGUCCGUGGACACUGCGGACCAGGAUCAGGGCAUGACGCCUCGGACCGCGUCGUUCACUGAAAAAUGAGCGGCGAGGUUCCCAGUCCAUGCGCAACCCUCGAUUGUUUCCCUCUGCGUCUUCUCCUCGAUCCCUCCCCUGUUCUAUCGGAAUCUAUCGGAAUCUAUGCAAUUUCUAGCUUCAAGAUUGUCUUUAUCCCGUUUCUGUUCUGUGUUUAUCGUUAAGUUCUAUUGACUCACCGUCUCCCGCGACACACUGUUAUGCCAGCUGUUUGUGUUACCUUAUCACCACAUAGGCAUCGUAAUUGAUGUUUUAAGUGUCCAUACUGUCGUACGUGCUCGGAUGCGUUCUCUCUUUCCGUGUUGUUGAUGUUGGAGCCGUGGCCAUCAAUAAGCGGUUUAUAUACUUACAAUUUAUAAGCGUUUUUGAUGCGAACAUUCUUUUCCCCUCCCUGUGUACGAGACCUUGUUUGUACUUCUCUUUCGCUUGUUCCAAUAGAAUACCA